AAUACAAUUACUGUUAUAACAGUAAAGCAAUGAUUAGAUUACUAUUAAAUAUGAGUUAAUAUUAUAAAAUAUUAAUAUUAUAUUAAAGGACUAAACAAACACUCAAUAAAUGAGUGAAAUAAUGACUGAAAGCAUAAGUGUUUGAAAGCUUUGAAUUGAAAGACAUUUGCAAAUCAAGUGAAGAGAUGUCGAGAAUUGCGUUCAACGAGAGAGUGGUUUGGGUGGACGUGUUGGCCAUCAUCUUCGGCAUCAGCUCUUGGAUUGAAGUGAAUGGCGUUUGGGUGGAGACACCGGUGCUGGUGAACAGACUGCCCGAGCAGUGGAAUCUGGCCUCACAUGUGGUGGUGAUCACGCAAUUGGCAAACAUCGGACCCAUUGUCUACUCCAUCCUGAAGUUCAAGUAUUCAUUAAAGUCGGUGGAAAAGCCUGCCAUUCACUUGACUCUAUUGAUUGGCGCGCUUUCGUGUCUCUUGUUAUCCCUGUUUUGGGACCGAAUCACACAAAUCAGUGGAUCUCAGCAUUCGGUGGCUUUCCUUCUGCUGACGGCUCUGUUAGCUGUGGUCGACUGCACCACAUCUGUGCUCUACAUGCCAUUCAUGGCUCACUUCAAAUCCAAGUAUUUGAUGUCAUAUCUGAUCGGUCAGGGCUUGAGUGGACUCAUACCCAGUGUUAUCGCCAUCAUUCAAGGAAUUGGAGGCAAUCCCGAGUGCGUGAACUCCACGACAGAAGCUAAUCAAACAGUUGCCGAAUACCCGGACCCAAGAUUUUCUGUCAGUUUAUUCUUCAUAUUCCUAUUGGUUUUGGUUUUGUUGAGUUGGUUGGCAUUCAUUCUACUCAAUCACCUGAAGAUAUGUCAAUCAGAAAGGGUUACCCAUAAAGAGGACUCGGAAGUGGAGAGUCAGUUGAGGACUGUUAACAACACCGGAGAGUCGGACGCGAGUACUGAACACAAGAGUUGCGAUGAAAUUGAAUUGAAUUGCGAGUCAUAUCUGAACAGAAGUAAUGACCGCAAUAUAAGUCGCAACUCAUUUGUGGGUCUUCUGGUCACUCAGGCCUACAUCUGUGCCCUCACUAAUGGAGUCCUUCCCAGUAUUCAGAGUUACAGUUGUCUGCCUUACGGGAACACCGCCUACCACUUGACAGUCACCCUGUCCUCUAUGGCCAACCCAAUCGCCUGUUUCGUUGCCUUUUACAUGAGUACGGCUGCCGUCAAGAAGACUCUACCGGUGGUCGUUGGUGUGGGAACGUCGGACGCGAGUCUCGAGUCGGAGAAGCCGUCGAAAGUGGAGUACGAGAUCGCGAAGUACUUGAGGUCUAAAUUACCGCCGAAGAAGACAACACUUCUCUCUCAUAAAGUGGACUAUUUUAUUGCCUCGAAAUCGAUUGAUCUGUUGAUGGACUCGAAGUGGUCUAAAGACGACAAACGACAGAAGGAAGCGUUGUUCACAUCCCGCGAAUCGGUGGUGGCAUUCAUGGACCAAAUGCUUAGACAUAAGUUCUUUCACAGAGCGAAGACUGUUGUCGUCAAGAAAGACAAGAAGAAGAAAGCGGAUAACGAAGAGAGCAGUUGUAAUGAGGAACACAUGAAAGUGGAGUCCAAGAAGAAGGCAAAGAAAGAAUUGAAAGACAAGGACACCAAAGAGGAGAAUAAAGACAAAGAAGUGUCGCUUAAAGACAAAGACGACAAAGAAGUGGAGACUAAGAAGAAGGAGAAGAAGAAGAUUAAGUUAGACAUGCAUUUGGAACAGUUAUUCGUUGAUGAGAAUGAGCCGUAUGUCUGGAUCUAUGACCCGAUCCCUCUGCGCGCGUGGCUUAUCGGUGCAGCCCUUGUGUUGGCGGCGAUCGCCAUCUGUCUGUUCCCUCUGUGGCCGCGAGUGGUUCGCAAUUAUGUGUAUUAUCUGAGUAUAGCUGCGGCCGCUCUCCUCUUCUUUAUCAUCGGUUUAGCCGUUCUUCGUCUGAUAGUCUUCACACUCGUCUGGGUCUUCACAUUCGGAAGACAUCAUCUCUGGAUUCUGCCGAACCUUACAGAAGACGUUGGGUUUAUGGAGUCGUUUUGGCCGCUCUAUAAACACGACGUGAAAAAUGGUGACAAAAAAGACGCCAAAAAGAAGAAGAAAGACGACGCGACCGAUGCCAGCAGUGCUCCUCUUGUGGACAAUGAGGACAAAAGCAUUGAUAAUAAGGAGUCGGGCUCUGAGAGCGCUUCCACUGUCGACAGUAUUGCGAAAAGUAAUUCUUCCAAUGAGUUGAACGCAAACAAUGGCAUCAAUGGCUUCGAGAUUCUCGACUCCAAUGAGUUGGACGACGAAGAGAUCGAUGAAUGAAUCGCUCAUGAAAUGGCAUCCAUUAAGACAUAAAUUAUAUUUAUUGGAAAUUCUGUCAAAUUUAUUGCUUGUUUUGGGAAUCAAAC
Messenger RNA from Oppiella nova, 2410 nucleotides. NCBI's taxonomy places the organism in Eukaryota, Metazoa, Arthropoda, Arachnida, Sarcoptiformes, Oppiidae. The record is from the annotation of a GenBank genome assembly.